AUGGCUUUGCAUGAAAAGCCCAUAUUUUAUGAUGACACUUCUUAUUCCUGGUCCAAAGUGUCCAGGUGUUUUCUUCCACAAAAUCACCCAUGGCGCAAAGAUGCAAAAUCAUUUGAUGGAAAAGAAGAACUCAGAGCUCCACCAAUUCCAUUAACUGGAGAUGACGCACUUAUGCAAUUAGAACAAUUGGAAAGAAAUGUUUCUGAUAAUCUUGUAUCGACAGUGAUGGAUUUACUUGGAAAGACAAAGGACACAUUAAAAAGUAGGUAUGAUUUGGUGGAUUUGGGCAUUAGGAGUAAUUUGCACCCGAUUAAGAAUGGUAAUGAUGUUUAUAAGCCUCCUGCUCCUUACACAUUAUCUUCUGAAAAGAAACAAUCCCUUUGCAAAUUCUUGGCUAACUUAAAAGUACCUGAUGCUUUUGCAUCUAAUAUCUCAAGGAAAUAUUUCCAAUUGCAAUACGUGGGUUACUGCCUCCCCAAGUAUUUGCGAACUCUAAAGUCAUAUGUUGGCAAUAAGGCCCAACCUGAAGGAUCAAUUGCAGAAGGAUAUUUGGCAGAUGAAAGUCUAACUUUUUGUUCACGAUACUUGAAAGACAUUCCUACUAAAUUUAAUGUGCAGCAUCGGAAUGAUGACAUCAGUGAUAAUAAUAUCAGUAAUGAGCUUUCGGUGUUCAAGAAAAGUGGUGAAGCUAAAGGACAUUUUGAGUCAGUCUCUCUUUCUUAUGAAGAGUAUUGUCAGGCAAGAAUGGAACAGAGGAGAGAACUUGAAGCUCGGGGAUUAAUGAGUGAGCAAAACCAAUAUAAAGAGUUUCCUGAUUGGUUCCGUUCACGAGUGAUAGCAUUGUCCACACAAGGCUUUGUAAGUCCUGAACUCAAAAGUUUAUCAAUUGGUCCAUCGAGAGUGGUCAAUCGUUACUCUAUGUUUAUAGGCAAUGGAUUUCGUUUUCAUGCAAAAGAUCGGGCAAUAGGAAAAAGAACUCAAAAUGAUGGAGUCAUGGCCAAGGGUGAUGACACUGAUGCUAAUAAAGAAUAUUAUGGUGUGUUAGAGCAUAUUUAUGAGUUAUCUUACAUAGAGAAUAAAAAAUUAUACUUGUUUAAGUGUCACUGGUGGGAUGUCGCUAACUAUGGCGAAGGAUAUAAGGUGGAUAAGUAUGGGUUCACAAGUAUCAACACUCAAUGUUCAUUACAAACUAAUGAACCAUUUAUUUUAGCAUCUCAAGCAGAGCAAGUUUUUUAUGUGGAUGAUAUUGUUGACCCGGGUUGGAUUGUUGUUGUCAAAACGAAUCCACGUGACUUGUUCAAUAUGCCGAUUGAGAAUGUUAAUGUUGGUAGUGAUGUUAAUAUUGCAAUGGUUGAUGAAGAGCCUUAUCAACAAUUGGUGGUUGAUUUAAAUGCAAGUCUUAUACAGCAUGAUAUCUUUAUUGACUUGUGUGGAGAUGAUGUACAACCCCAAACUUUCAUUCAAGUAGGAGAACCAUCACAAAGAAGUAAUAUGGAGAUUGGAUUUAUUGAUGAUAGUGAAUCUAAUUCACUAGUUCAUGACGAUAGUGAUGAAGAAGAUGUGCUUGAUGGUAAUGAUAGUGAUACUGAAGAAGAAAGUGACAUUGAAGGUGAAAUAGAAGAUGAUGAUACAAGUGAUAGUACCACAGAGGACUCAACAGAAUGA
This is a messenger RNA of Neltuma alba, 1665 nucleotides long. RefSeq lists its product as uncharacterized. The transcript is spliced from 7 exons. The record is from RefSeq and is a predicted model, not a curated record. Lineage: Eukaryota; Viridiplantae; Streptophyta; Magnoliopsida; Fabales; Fabaceae. Bases 1 to 1665 code for a protein of 554 amino acids.